GCAGUACACUGGCGCGGCUUCUUCAUGUCGGAUGCUAUUCACGAUCAGCGAGCGACCAGCCUGGCCGCGCUGCAGGAGGCGCAGGAGCUCGCCAAAGCCUCCAGCUCUGCUCUCUCGGUGCUGCGGUGGAGCGCCAGCAAGGUCGCCGCCUGCAGUCUCAGGCGCUCGCGGUUGCUGGAGGACAAAGACACUGGCCCCAGCCUGCUUUCUGGUCGAUCUGGUCGACAUCAGGACCCAGCCUCGGCGGACCACUACUCGGCGGAGUGCCAGGCGCUGCAGCCGCUGAGGCGUAUUCAGCGGCAGCUGUCUCUCCUCGAGCCCUCCAUACCCGGCCCGAUGCGCUGGCUAAUUCACGUGAUGGUGAACAGCCGUCACGACAGCCAGCAGCUGCUGCGCGGCAUGCUGAUCGCGCUGGCGCCGUUCGACUUCUCCGUCUUCCACUUCGACGCUCGCUCGCCCGCCGACGAGACGGCGCUCCGCUAUAGCCGGCAGCGCUGGUUCGCAGAGGCGCGGGUGGUGCACCGCGGCUUUGUCCGCGGGACCGGGUGUAUCCUCGAGGCGCUCCAGACCACGGUCGGCUGGAUGCUCGGCCAGCGCCGCGGUGUGUACUCGCACCUGUGGAAGCUCGACUCGGACCUGGACCUCUCCCUCCUCGACCUCGCCGCCUUCCGCGCCCUGGUUGCCCACCGCGCGCCCUUCCUCUCGCAGCCCGCCGUCGUGCCUGUGCGGCGCGGCCGGCGCGGCUCUGACCGCACCUCACUCAUGGCGGAGCUCGCACGGCGCGACAAUGAUUCGCGGCUCACGCGGCCGACUGCGCGGGUCGCGGGACGGGAGCGAGUCGCGUCGCAGCGCCUGCUGCCCAACGGCGACACGCCCGACCUGAUCGAGAUCAUGUGCCCGCUCAUCGACGCGGCGCUGCUGCCGGCUUGGCACGCCGCAAUCACGCCGAUGGAGACGCGAAACGACUUUGCGGCCGAGCAGGCGCUCAACGGGCUCGCAAACGCCUUUGCCCAGGCGGCGGGCCGGUGGCCGCCGCCGCGCCCGCUGCAGCCGAGCGACGACCUGCGACCCGCUGGGGCGCCGCCGCCCACAGGCGCGUCAACGGCACGCGCUGCCCCAGGCUGCUGACGGCUGCCGACGGAGGCCGGCGGGCGAGGUGGAGGGUGUGGGCACAGGAGGCGACGGCGAACGCGACGGCGCGCGUGGCGGAGCGGCCGUGGCGGUGGACGUACGUGUGAUGUGUGCGGGUGCUCUAAGUUAUAGAGAGACCGACGGAACGC
Messenger RNA from Emiliania huxleyi CCMP1516, 1280 nucleotides. RefSeq lists its product as hypothetical. The transcript is spliced from 5 exons. Lineage: Eukaryota; Haptophyta; Isochrysidales; Noelaerhabdaceae. The coding region runs from base 25 to 1128 and encodes 367 amino acids. The record is from RefSeq and is a predicted model, not a curated record.